AUGGUGGCUACUGAUUAUUUCACAAAGUGGACAAAAGCUAUUCCAUUAAAAAGUGUGGCUAAAAAACAAGUGAUUGAUUUCUUAGAGGAAUAUAUUUUCUGUCGAUUUGGUAUUCCUAAAACGAUUACGGUUGACCAAGCAUCUGUAUUUAAUGGUCAAGAAGUAAUGGCUUAUGCUAGUUCAUUUGGAGUCAAAAUUUUAAACUCUUCUCCUUAUUAUGCCCAGGCAAAUGGGCAAGUGGAAUCUACUAAUAAAAUUAUUAAGAACACCUUAUCCAAAAUGAUUACUAAUAAUCCUAGAGAAUGGCAUGAGUUGUUGCCAAAAGUUUUAUGGGCUUACAGAAUGUCAAAAAGGGAUAGUACAAAAGCUACAUCAUAUGAAUUGGUAUAUGGACAAGCUGCAGUUUUGCCCAUUGAAAUUAAUGUUGCUUCUCACAGAAUUGCUAGGCAUUAUGAUCCAUGUAAUUUUGAUUUUGAAGAAGCAAUGUAUAGAGAGUUAGAUGGACUGGAAGAGUCCAGAAUUGAUGCUUUAAACAACAUACAAGCACAGAAGAAAAAACUAGAAAGAAUUUACAAUAAAAGAAUUCAAGAAAAAUCAUUUGCAGAGGGUGAUUUAGUAUGGAAGGCAAUUUUGCCAUUAGACAAGAAAAAGAAAGGAAAAUUUGGCAAAUGGUCUCCAAAUUGGGAGGGACCCUUUCGUGUAUUAAAAGUUUUAAGAGGUGGGGCUUAUCAACUGGAGUCAGUCCUUGGAGUUGCACAUGGGAGAACGAUUAAUGGGAAAUACUUGAAAACAUACUUUCCAUCCCCUUGGGAAUCAAUCGAUGCAUGA
Molecule: messenger RNA, 828 nt
Organism: Rhododendron vialii
Lineage: Eukaryota; Viridiplantae; Streptophyta; Magnoliopsida; Ericales; Ericaceae
Exons: 1
Coding region: 1-828 (275 amino acids)
Biological process (GO): DNA integration
Molecular function (GO): nucleic acid binding
Source: RefSeq, a predicted model, not a curated record